Chanos chanos (milkfish) is the source of this 2540-nucleotide messenger RNA. RefSeq names its product CCR4-NOT transcription complex, subunit 10 (gene cnot10). Gene Ontology annotation, cellular component: CCR4-NOT complex. Bases 35 to 2269 code for a protein of 744 amino acids. NCBI's taxonomy places the organism in Eukaryota, Metazoa, Chordata, Actinopteri, Gonorynchiformes, Chanidae. The transcript is spliced from 19 exons. Gene Ontology annotation, molecular function: protein binding. The record is from RefSeq and is a predicted model, not a curated record. Gene Ontology annotation, biological process: mRNA catabolic process; negative regulation of translation.
GGAAAUACAUCUUCACUGGCGCCAAAUCUCGAGAAUGGCAGAAAACACUUCAGACCAAUCCGCUGACACGAAGCAUGACAACACGUCUUCUCCUGGGAUUUCAGAUCAAGAGAAAGAAAUAGCUGCGAACGCGUUUGAAGCAUUUACGGCUGGAAACUACGACGAAUCCUUGAAACAUCUUGACAACCUUCAAGAGCUAAAUAAAGAAGAUUACAAAAUCGCCAUGAAUAAAGCUGUCGCGGAAUUUUAUAAAAGUGGGCAGACUACCACGGGCACAUUGAAGCAGACAUUGAUGACUUUGAAAAACCAGGUGCACACAGCUGUAGAAGAUAUUGACGGUCUGGACGACGUGGAAAACAGUAUACUUUACUACAAUCAAGCCAUUAUACACUACCACAUGCGGCAGUACUCUGAGGCCAUUUUAAUAGGAGAGAAGCUUAACCAGUUUUUGGAACCGUUUGAAGAGAAGUUUGCUCAGGCUGUCUGCUUCCUGCUGGUGGAUCUUUACCUCCUCACCUUCCAGCCCGAGAAAGCUCUUCACCUGCUUGCCAUGCUGGAGAAACUCACAGUGCAAGGCAACAACAAAAACGGCAAAGGAGAGGCCACAAACAAAGACACAGCCAAUCAGAAAGCGGAAUUCACUGCCAUGGUUGAGGCGGCUAAAUCCAAAAUUCAUCAGUAUAAAGUACGGGCCUACAUUCAGAUGAAGUCUCUCAAAGCCUGCAAAAGAGAAAUCAAGUCUGUUAUGAACACAGCUGGAAACUCAGCUCCGUCGCUGUUUCUCAAGAGUAAUUUUGAGUAUCUGAGGGGAAACUACCGGAAGGCCGUCAAACUCCUCAACAGCUCCAACAUGGCCGAGCACCCUGGAGCCCUAAAGACAGGUGAAUGCGUGCGCUGCAUGUUCUGGAAUAAUCUGGGCUGUAUCCAUUUCGCCAUGGGCAAACAUAACCUGGGAAUCUUCUACUUCAAAAAAGCCCUGCAGGAAAACGAUCACACGUGUGCCCAGCUAGGGGACAGCAGCAACGGCCAGUCUAAGAAGUUCACGGGCAUCCCUAUGUGUGCCCUGUUGGCUAAUAAACGCUAUGAGCUCCUGUAUAACUGCGGCAUCCAGCUGUUACACAUCGGGCGACCGCUGGCUGCCUUUGAGUGUCUUAUAGAGGCGGUGCAGGUAUAUCACUCAAACCCACGACUCUGGCUCCGCCUGGCAGAGUGCUGCAUCGCUGCCAACAAAGGGAGCUCGGAGCAGGAGACAAAGGGUUUGCCCAGUAAGAAAGGCAUCGUCCAGUCUAUCGUUGGCCAGGGUUACCAUCGUAAGAUUGUCCUGGCGUCACAGUACACACAGAAUACAGUCUACAGCGAGGGGCAGUCUGCGGCCAUUCCCGUGGCCAGUAUGGAAUUUGCUGCGAUCUGUCUGAGGAACGCUUUACUCCUGCUCCCUGAGCACCAGCAGCAUGAAGCCAAGCCUGAGAAUGGCUCCAAGAGCUCCAGCCAAUCAGGGAGCACCGAGAGCGGCAGCGAAAACAGUGACGCCUGCAGUGGGAAGGGACAAGAGGGAGACAAAUUCAUUCCCGCCGCCCCCUCGUCACCUCUCAGGAAACAGGAAGUGGAAAACUUGAGGUGCUCCAUUCUGGCCUGUAGUGCUUUUGUGGCCCUGGCCCUGGGGGACAACCUGAUGGCUUUGAACCACGCAGAGAAACUACUACACCAGACCAAGCUGUCAGGAUCCCUCAAGUUCCUGGGACACCUGUAUGCUGCAGAGGCUCUCAUCUCUCUGGACCGCAUAUCAGACGCCAUCACACACCUCAACCCUGAGAAUGUCACUGACGUCUCCCUCGGAGUGUCCACCAGCGAACCAGACCAAGGCUCAGAGAAAGGAGAUUUGGAGCCAGUAGAGUCAUCAGGGAAGCAGACCCCACUGUGUUACCCCAGCAGCGUAAACUCAGCGAGAGCCAUGAUGCUGUUUAACCUGGGCAGUGCCUACUGUCUGAGGAGCGAGUAUGAGAAGGCCCGCAAGUGCCUGCAUCAGGCUGCCUCCAUGGUCAACCCUAAAGAGAUCCCCCCAGAAGCCAUUCUCCUGGCUGUGUACCUGGAGCUGCAGAACGGAAACACACAGCUGGCCCUCCAGAUCAUCAAACGCAACCAGCUCCUCCCCUCUGUCAAGUCCUCCCCCUCUCCAGACCUCCGCAAAAAACCUCCUCCUUUCCCCUCAAAUCAGCCAGUACAACCUAUACAGAUGCCUUCAUCUCUCACACAAGUCCAGCGCAAGUGACCCACCGUUCCCUCACACACACACACACACACACACACGCUCGCACAACCUCAAGGACAUGUUUUUAAAACUCGCUUAUUAUUUAUGAGGCCCACAGACGGAUGAAUGGCUGGAUGGAUGGGGGGGGGGAGGAGGAGGAGGAGGAGAUGGAACCAAUAACAGGAGGACGGUGUGCUUCACGUGGGAUUGAGGAGCAGUGUUCUCCGUGUUCGAGACAUUUUUGCUUUUUGUUUCGUGGGCUAAGCAAACCGUUGAAACUCAGACAUCGUCC